Messenger RNA from Passer montanus (Eurasian tree sparrow), 944 nucleotides. RefSeq names its product SAYSVFN motif domain containing 1 (gene SAYSD1). The transcript has 4 exons. The record is from RefSeq and is a predicted model, not a curated record. Lineage: Eukaryota; Metazoa; Chordata; Aves; Passeriformes; Passeridae. Bases 1 to 762 code for a protein of 253 amino acids.
AUGACAGAGUUCAAGAAGCAUUUGGACAAUGCUCUCAGUUGUGUGGGCUGGGCAGAUGAAGUGGAUGGUCUGAAAGACAUAAACAUCAUCUGUGGAGAGAGCUUAAACAUCCUCACCCCACACAUGCUGCUAUUGGAGCAGCAGGGACCAGAGAGCGAAUCGCCGGCUCUGCUGUCCAUCCCGGAGGGUGAGGAGGGGCUGACCAGCUGCCGGAGCCUCCCCACAGCGGGACCCCAGCCGCCUUCGCAGCUCCGCGCUCCCGGCCCCGCCUCUCCCGGGCCGUCACGGGCCUGGCGCAGGCGCGGCUCGGCCAUGGCGGCAGCCGUGGAGCGGCGCCUCGCUGAGUUCCGCGCCGCCCGCGGCAGAGCUGCCGCUGCUCCGCGUCCAGCCGAGCCGCCGGGAAAGGCCGCGGCUCCGGAGGCCGCCGAGAGACCGCGGGCAGAGGCGGAGGUCCCGGGCGGCAGCGCUCAGGGCCGGCCCGCCGCGGCGGCGGCUCCGGUGUGGGCGCGCCCGCUGCUGCUGAAGGUGCUGCUGUGGGCCGUGCUGCUGGCGCUGUUCGUGGAGCUGGAGCUCGGGCUGCCCUAUUUCGUCCUCUCCCUGCUCUACUGGAUGUACGCCGGCACCCGCGGCCCCGCCGAGCGGCGGCCCGGCGAGCUCAGCGCCUACUCCGUCUUCAACCCCGGCUGCGCCGCCAUCGCCGGGACGCUGACGGCCGAGCAGCUGGAGCGGGAGCUGCACUACCGGCCCGCCGCGGGCAGGUAGCGCCGGGCCCGGCGGGGUCUGCCCUGCGCUGGGCCGGGACAGCCGCCGCCCCCCCGAGGAACGGCCGGGGCUUGGGGAAAUGAAAUGGGAUUUGUUCCUUUGCAAAAAACCACCUGAGCCUUACUGCUGGCCCCGUGUCCCACGGCGCCGGGCGGUCCCGAAUAAAGCCGUAGCAAAGCCUG